Molecule: messenger RNA, 1077 nt
Organism: Aspergillus costaricaensis CBS 115574
Lineage: Eukaryota; Fungi; Ascomycota; Eurotiomycetes; Eurotiales; Aspergillaceae
Exons: 1
Coding region: 139-966 (275 amino acids)
Source: RefSeq, a predicted model, not a curated record
CAUUGAUACUAGUCACCGGAAGUCCCUAGGAGCUGGACGAUACUAUUGAGCAAGGUCAACGUGUCUCUCUCAGUUCUAGCUUCGCUAUUCCAGUCUCUCAACGUCCGCUUUUGGCUCGGCCCGUCAAAUCCCUCAGCCAUGCCUUUUCUCCGACCAAAAUGGCUCAUAGUACUCGGAGCCUUGAUUACUACCUCGCCUGCAGUCGAAGUUGACUUGGUAUUCCCUCGCAGUGAGACCUCAUACUCACCAGCCGAGUGGUUUCCGUUCGUCUUCGCUGUGCAGAACACGGAAAGGGCAGAGCUUCUCAAUCUCCGCAUGUCCUGCCGCAUUUACAAACGCAAUAACGGGCUGGAUUUUGGCAAAUUAUCUGUCGUCCAUGAUUUCUCAUGGACAAAUUGGUCGGGCAGCACAGACCCUUACUUUGCCUACGACUACUUCCACAAUAGCUUUAACACAUCCAAUAAUUGGCUGCUCCAAUGCCAGAUACGCUGGGAAAGCUGCGAUGUCGAGGGACUGAGCCAUUAUCUUCCUCAGCAUGGGAUCAAUGACCAUGAAUACACCUGGACUAUGGGCUUCUACAUCGACAACUCUAGCCUUAAAGAAGUGGACCUUGUGGCAGCAACUGCCAAUGGCACCUGCCCUGGGAGCCAGAACGCCGUCGCCAUCAAUGUGACAGACAAAGUCAUGGAUUCACCCUCAGAUGAAAACACCGCACACCGCGACACGUGUGUUGUUACAACAAACACAACUGCCAGCCCCACGACAUCUAUCCCGGAUCCCUGUCGCAUUGCGAUAGACAAGGAUACCGCCGAGAGCAUGGCGGCCGCUCAGCAGCAGCGCUUCUGCUAUCUUCCAGUUCCCCCUGAUAACUGUCCUAAAGAGGAGAAUGGGGCUACCCAAUUGGCUGUACUCGGUGUAUGUGGAAUUUUGACGGUAGUUGGGGCUUUGGGCUUUGCCGUCUUGUAGAUAGACACUUGUUGAUGUAUAGCACGGGCCGACGUGCUUUAUCUUUCCUCGUUCUUGCGCCUAUCACCCUUCAAAGGCACCAUGAUAUAGGUAGUCAUCAGCAUAUCUUUG